Ipomoea nil (Japanese morning glory) is the source of this 1443-nucleotide messenger RNA. RefSeq lists its product as uncharacterized. The record is from RefSeq and is a predicted model, not a curated record. Bases 417 to 1049 code for a protein of 210 amino acids. Lineage: Eukaryota; Viridiplantae; Streptophyta; Magnoliopsida; Solanales; Convolvulaceae. The transcript has 4 exons.
CGCCAGACAGUGGGUGGCUGGGUGCCCCUGCCCCUCCGCUUAAGUUUGAGUUUGUUUUGAGCUUCAUCUGAAUGAAUUCGGGGGGAUUCAGACGCACAUGUAGCUCCUCUGUAUCUACGCUCUGUGUAUGUGUGAAUGUACCACCGCACAUGCUAUAUAUCUUCAUCCACAAACUGACAUUACAUUACAUAUCGCUGUUUUGUCGCCGGUCCGGUGAAGUGUCACCGGAAUUUCUCAGAUCCGUUUACUUCCGAAUCGGAUCAAGUUGGAGGAACUCCUUAUAUUAAUACUGAUAGUCGGAUUCUUUGUUUGUCCCAUUGGACUGCCUUCUGCGGCAGUAAAGGGUCACGGGUAGUUUUAAAGCUAAGGGAGUUGCUGAAUACCAAAGUAUUUGGAUGCUGACUGGAUGAGAACUGAUGUUAUUGGCAGUAGAAGGAGGAGGUUUCUUCUCUUCUUCAGCUUCUGGGUAUAGCAAAGGCCUUGCUCUUCUUCUUUUGGGUCAGAAAAAUGAAGAAAAGCCAAUGAAAGUUACGCCGUGGAACCAGUACCAGUUGGUGGAUCAAGAAACUGAGUCUGAUCUUCAACUGGCUUCCUGCAAGAAUAGGCUUGUUAGCGGUUGCGCUUCCUUAGUCUGUUUUGGUGGUGCCGCCGCUGAACUUGAUAACCCAUCUCCCCUUAAGGUUGAUUCUACUCAGCACCAAGAAGUCUCACAAUCAAUCUGUUCUCCUUCUGGGAAGGGAAAUGAUGAAAUUAAUUCUGCUAGUCUUGUGAAAGAUGGCAAUACCUCUGUUGAGGGUGCCCUUAAAAGUUGCUUAAAGAAAGCUGCAAAUAGCAUAGCAGUUUCUGGUGAAAGUACUGAUGAAUAUGAGGCAUUAUGUGAAAAGAGUAAUGAUGUCUCUGGUCAUACUGAGAGAAGGAAAGUACAAUGGACAGAUUCAUCUGGUGGUGAGCUUUUUGAGGUCCGGGAAUUUGAGCUUAGUGACGAAGACGAAUCAGAUGAUGAAUUUGAUAGCAGGAGCCAGAGGACUUGCUUGUGCAAGAUUAUGUAGUUUGACCAUGUUUGAGGUUGUAAAUGAGGUUCAGUCGCUCCCUCCCUUGGAUAGGAUAGGAAGGAAACUUGCCCGACAUUUGAACUAAGAAGCCUCUGAGGGAUCCAAGGAUGCAAGAGACAAGUUUCAUAAUCUCUUCCCAUUCUUUUUUGCUGACUGAUCAAUUGUGUCUGUCUGUUGUAUUCAAUUGCUUGAAUAUCAUGUUGUGUUACUGUUCAUUUCCUUGUCUUUUUUUCUUUUCUUUUUUUGACAAUUCCUUGUCUUUAUUAUAUAUCCUGUUUAUAUAAUAUAUUCUCAUUUAUUUCAAAAGCCACACCCUUCUUUUCUUUCCUGGUCAGAGGAUGAAUCAUUUUCUUUUUUAAAUACAGAAUAUUUUAACGAUUGAGAUAUUUAA